Sinocyclocheilus anshuiensis is the source of this 2460-nucleotide messenger RNA. Its product is annotated as eukaryotic translation initiation factor 4 gamma 1-like. NCBI's taxonomy places the organism in Eukaryota, Metazoa, Chordata, Actinopteri, Cypriniformes, Cyprinidae. The record is from RefSeq and is a predicted model, not a curated record. The annotation marks the transcript as partial. Gene Ontology annotation, cellular component: eukaryotic translation initiation factor 4F complex. The transcript has 7 exons. Gene Ontology annotation, molecular function: protein binding; mRNA binding; translation initiation factor activity.
CUCUCUCUCACUCACUCGGUUUCUCCUUUCCUCCUCUCAUGUGAGAGAGAGUUUGAGGCCCACUUCGGCCCAGGCAGUGUGUGAAUGUGCUGCCCACUUUAGUGUGUCUGAGUUAGGCUGAGUUUAAACUCCAGCCCCAGGAUGAGCCGGGCCUAGCAGAACUCAACCUCUCCGUCCGAGGGGAGGAAGAUCAGGAUCAGAGACCCUAAUCAGGGAGGUCGGGACAUCACAGAAGAGAUCAUGUCAGGAGGUCGCAGCGGCUCCACACCCACGCCUCCACAGCCCAACAGUGACAACGCCACACCUGCAGUUGCCAUGACAACCAGAUCGGAGUUUCCUAUCCCUCCGGGCGAAAGCCCGCUACCCGAUGCUCCGCCGACUCCGCCCCCUACCAGUCUGAUAAGCGAUACGGUAGAUGCUCCGCCCCCAAUGCCUGCAGACGACGCCCACGCGACGCCCACUGUGGUGGAACCGCCCACCUCUAAUGGUGCAGAAGCCACACCCACUAAAAGCAAAGAGGAGGGGCCUGUGACUGUAACGCUUCCUGUCCCUGCCCCCAAGGCAGAGCCUGCACUGGAAUCACCAAUAGCGCAGCCCGAAGAGCUCCAGCUAUUCAACGGAGUCCCAGUUAGCUCCGCCCACAGAGACAUCAGUCCUAUCGCCGAGCCGGACAUCACGAAAGAAGCGCCGCCGGUUACUGACGAUAUCUUUGAUAGGACUGUCAAAGAAAUCCCCCCUCAAGUUGUCAAGGAGACUCCUGUUGCGAUUGUUAAGGAAGUGCCAGCUCCUAUUGUCAAGGAGCCUAUUCCUACUGUUGUCAAGGAAACCCCUGCUCUUGUCGUCAAGGAGACGGUUGCUCCUGCUGUAAAGGAGACCCCUGCUCCUGUCGUCAAGGAGACGGUCGCUCCUGUUGUCAAGGAGACCGUCGCUCCUGUUGUCAAGGAGACACCUGUUCUUGUCAUCAAGGAGACGGUCGCUCCUGUUGUAAAGGAGACAGUCGCUCCUAUUGUAAAGAAGACCCCUGCUCUUGUCAUCCAGGAGACGGUCGCUCCUGUUGUCAAGGAGACACCUGUUCUUGUCGGCAAGGAGACGGUCACUCCUGUUGUAAAGGAGACCCCUGCUCCUGUCAUCAAGGAGACAGUCGCUCCUAUUGUAAAGAAGACUCCUGCUCUUGUCAUCAAGGAGACGGUCGCGCCUGUUGUCAAGGAGACCCCUGCUCCUGUCGUCAAGGAGACGGUCGCUCCUGUUGUAAAGGAGACCCCUGCUCUUGUCGUCAAGGAGACGGUCGCUCCUGUUGUAAAGGAGACCCCUGCUCCUGUCAUCAAGGAGACAGUCGCUCCUAUUGUAAAGAAGACUCCUGCUCUUGUCAUCAAGGAGACGGUCGCGCCUGUUGUCAAGGAGACCCCUGCUCCUGUCGUCAAGGAGACGGUCGCUCCUGUUGUAAAGGAGACCCCUGCUCCUGCCUUAAAGGCGACUGUCCCUGUGGUUGCCAAGGAAACGCCUACACCGGCUGAUGUAGAAGCCCUUCCGCAGGUCACCCAGGAGACUGUUGUCAAGGAAACACCUGUUGUCACGGAGAUCCCUGUCGAAACGCCACCUGUCGUCAGGGAAACACCUUCACUCGCUGCCAAGGAAACCCCCGAACCACUUUUCAAAGAAGCCACUGCCCCUUCAGAGGUAGUUUCUGAAGCCACACCCCCUCCGACAGAAGAACGAGAGGACACGCCCACUACACAGACCACUCCCUCUGAGAGUACUAUGCAAGUGGUUUCUGUGCCAAAGAAGAAGAGAAAAAUGAAAGACCUGAACAAGAAGGAGGCAGGAGAUCUGCUUGAUGCCUUUAAAGAGCCCACACCACCUGAGCCAGAGGCCACACCCCCAGUGAAGGCGGAGCCAGAGAGUGCCCCGCCCCCUGCUGAAGAACUGGAGGAGACUUGGGAAGAGAAAGAAGAUAAACUUGAUGCUGAAAACAUCAAACCAGAGAGUCCCACCCUGAGUUCGCCCACCGAACAAAAAUACCAGUAUAAAGAAGAACAAUGGAAACCCCUGAACCCCGAGGAGAAGAAGAAAUACGACCGGGAGUUUCUGCUCGGCUUCCAGUUCAUCAACGCCAGCAUGCACAAACCUGAGGGUCUACCGCAGAUCUCAGACGUGGUGCUGGAUAAGGUAGCUGAAGCUCUCACACACACACACACACGUCACUUCCUGUCUCUGCCCCUUCAGGAAGAGGAGAAGCAGAGGUUGAAGGAGGACCUUGAGGACGCCAAAGACAAAGCCCGGCGACGGUCGCUAGGCAACAUCAAGUUCAUCGGCGAGCUGUUCAAACUGAAGAUGCUGACGGAGACCAUCAUGCACGACUGCAUCGUAAAGCUGCUGAAGAACCACGACGAGGAGAGUCUGGAGUGUCUCUGCCGCCUGCUCUCCACCAUCGGGAAAGACCUGGACUUCGAGAAGGCCAAG